This is a messenger RNA of Macrobrachium nipponense, 3887 nucleotides long. RefSeq lists its product as uncharacterized. The coding region runs from base 1732 to 2019 and encodes 95 amino acids. The transcript has 19 exons. Lineage: Eukaryota; Metazoa; Arthropoda; Malacostraca; Decapoda; Palaemonidae. The record is from RefSeq and is a predicted model, not a curated record.
UUUCAAGAGAAUAUAACCGUAAAUUGGUUUUUAUUUCUCGCCUCACUUUGCGUAGGUUAGUCGCUCACUCCCAAGUCUUAUAGUGACCAACUGAAAUCGAAAAUUUAUCAACGAAUUUUCAUAUUUUUAAAAAAUUCGUUCCAGGUUCCUGGCUAUUGAGAACCACAUGUAAUAACGCAUUAACGGAUUUUUCUGAUUUUUAUUUUUCAGAAGUUUGUGGGAUCCAGACUCUAUGAAACCAACAAAAACAGCCUCUUAAAAAAAAAACCAUUCGACAACGUUGGCCAUCAGCUACGGAUCGAUCCACCAAAUUUUGGCGACGAUCCAGAAACGGAUCUGGAAAUGAAGAAACGAAGAAGCUGCCCAGCCACUGAAAGGAAUCAAUUCCAAUAAUAAUGGUCAGAACCACAAGAAAAACACCAAAUAAAUGCCCCCUCUCUAGAUGGAGCUCGAGAUGGAGAGGGGGGGGGGGAGGAGGAGGAGGAAGGGUCCCCCUUUUCAAAGAGUUCUAGUAUAGCUUUGAGAAGCAGCCGUGCUUCCUCAUUAUUGGAAGAUUUUGUCCAGCUCGACUGAAGGUUGAAGUGUAGUAAACCUCUUCUCGGUCUGCUCAGAGGGCGUGUAUGUGUAUAUAUACGUAUCGAUACUUCCCGAUCAGAUUGGUCGCGUAGUGCCGCAGGCUGAGAUCGAACCUCUAACGCUGUGCUAAGGCCUAAAGACGUCGAAUGAGUUCUAGAGAGGAAAUGAAAAAGUAGGAAGCUGGAUCUCGUGGCACUAAUUACACCAAGUUUCGUCAUCAUUAGCUGGAGAUAGUUCUUGAAAUUUGUUAUGAAUGGCGACAGAAACAGCUUCACAUAAAUUAUGGAGGAAGCAGAUGUGGCAUCAUCAGCUACAAGAGGAUGAUGGGCUGCUUCAUCCCCAGGCUGAGGCUGUAGUUACGAGGUACAGACGUCGUAGAAGUCAUUAGUAAAAGUAACACGACAAAACCAGCAAGUUCUAUCCCAUUGAUGUCAGCGGGACGAUGGCCGGGUGUGAAAAUAAUAAUGGUUAUCGGGAGGAACGUCGACUGAUGGGCUUAAUGAUGUUGACCGUGGCGCCAUCUUCUUAUUGCCCAAGACCACUCGACGAAAAUGUAUGAAUAUACGACAGAAUUGCCAUUCGGGUAAUGGAAUCGCAUCUCCUGAAGACCCUCGCGUCUCAGGACUCACCAGGUCAUCAUUACUUCAGUCAACCCAAAGAGAGAAAAUGGCAGUUCGUGGAGUUCCUCAGGACUUCAAGAAUAGCACCUUCUGAGAAAAGCUGUUUUGCCACCGACUGGUGCAGUUUUGGCAGUUGACGAAUACAUUUUUGCCAACCUUCUGAUAGAAACAGUUUUGACAGCCUGCAGGAGCAGCUUUGACAGUCGACAAAUACAGUUUUGCACACCUUCUGAGAGAAGCGGUUAUACCAGCCGACAGAAGCAGUUUUGGCAGUCUAAUAAUACAGUUUUCCACAUCUGAGAGAAGCAGUUUUGACAGCCGACUGGAGCAGCUCUAGCAGUCGACAAAUAUAGUUUUACCAGCCAACGAGAAGACCCGCCAGAUAAAACCGAACACUCUUUGUCUUCAGCAGUCUCAUGCAGCUUCCCUUCUAUUUUUCUAAGGAUGCUAAAAGAUUUCCUGCCUUUAUGACUCUCACUUCUUUAUCGACAUCCACUUAGAUUCCGGAUUCUUUGCCCGUUUCUCCUAUCCGUGCAUGCAGUAUCUCGUAGGGAAUAAGAACUUAAGGUCACGCCUGACUCCACCUAACGGACAGACAGCAGGACCUGCGCCGCCUAACCUGCCCCGUCACGGGCGUGGGUAUCCUGACCUACAUACUUCGCCGAAGGGCGGCCGCAAACACGAAUUAAGGAGUUGCAGAGCUUGCAACUGCUGGUGGCAACCUUCCAUGAUUGCAUUUACACAAGGUGUGAUAUCCCCGUGCCAUCCUCGUUUCUUCAGGUCGCCAUCAGCAUCUACGAGACAAAUCAGAGCCAUCGUUUGAAGCCUAAAGUUGGGGAGACGGUGCCAGCGGAGGAGCAACCCGAGAAAGACCGGAAAAUGAAGGAUGAAGAAAAAAAAAGAUUGCCGGGGAAUAAACAACUCAUGAUGAAUACUGGAAGUGAUCCAACGUCCUGAAAACGAUGUUGCUUCUGGCAGGUGAAAUUAAAAGAUUACCUAAUUAAUGGAUUACUACGUUUAACUCAACGUUCACAGUCUUAAAACCGCUGUGAAAAUACUUAGAAUUAGAAGAAGGAGCAUCACAGAAACCUUUUAUUGAGAAGCCAGAUGAGUUCAUCACUGACUUUUAAAGAAGCAGGGAAAGGGAAGCCAGUUCCAGUUCGCUGCAUGAACUUAAUGGGAAAUAAGAUUUAAAGUUUACCACAUAAAGUUUUUAUAAGCUGGGAUGCCAGUUUCCAGUUGCAUCACACAAACAGAAGUAAAUUAUACUUGUCAUGGAGUGUGAAUAUUGUGUUAUGACUAUAAUUCAUGGAUAUUGUAAGAAGUAUUUCUCAAACAAUGGUGAACUAAAUCAGUCUAUAGUGAAGUAAUCAGUCUAUAGUGAAGUGAAAGUUACAAAAUGGGCUAUUAAUAAGAUUCCAGAGUAGCAAAGAACUGCACCAAGAAGGAGUUUCAUGUAAUAAAUAAGCAGACUGAACUGUUGGAAACUUUAGUGUUGAAUUCACGACAAGAGUCCUGCAUUCACGACUUACCAUAAAGCAAUGAAUAAGAAAGAACAACUUAGAAACAUGACAUGGAUUACAAACCUGCGCACAGCAUUCUCUGAAGAAUACAGAAUAUCAAACCCAUCAAAGCAAAUGCAUGUUCAUAGUAAAAACCAUUCUCGACAUGCUGUUGAAUGAUGAGACAUUCAUAGAGAUAAUGCAAGGACAAGAACUGCAGUGGCUAAUCCUAACCUGUGUGCCUUCACAGAAGAAUGAUUAACAGAAUAUCAAACCCAUUACUGCAUCAGCAAAUGUAUGUUCAUGGCAAAUACCAGUCUCGAGAAAUUCAUGGAGAUCAUGCAAGGACAACAACUGCAGUGGCUAAUGGCUAAUGCUAGUUUGCUGAUGGUGCAAGAAUAAUAAGACAUUAUAUGGACUGUAGGUCCCUACCAAAGUAAUAGAAACUUUAAAUAAAUACCAGCUCAGCUCAGAGUUACCAAUCCAUUAGCAUUACUCUGAUGACAAAGUUGAUAAUCACUCAUAGACAGCCUUACAUAUUACCUAUGAUAACAGCAAAUUCAGCUUUAGUCCGCAAUCCUGAGACAUUAAUGACAGUAAAUAAAAUGACAGUUGAUGAGGAACACGCCCUGGGCCCUACAGUAAAUAUCAGCUGUGCAGACAGAUGACACCAACAAAAAGAAACAAGCUCUUGGUCCUAUAAUAAAUAUCAGAUGUGGCCAGCAACUUAGCUCAAGAGAUAUUGUGUAUCAGAGGACUGAUACAUCAAUAGUAAGGAAAAACAGCAGAAUAAGGCAGUUCUAUAAAAUUUCAACUAAUAAAUAACAUCAGUUCAGCUCAAAAGUGUCACUGACAACAAGCCCUUCACUCAGCAACAAAAAUCAGUGGAUUGGACAUUUUUUAACACUAUAUGAUUAAAGAUACCUCACAGUACAAUUAUUUAAGCUUGCCAAAACACUUAACACACUAUUGUUUACAAGUGAAAAUCACAUAAAGUAAAGAUGCCUCACAUUACAAUUAUUAAGCUAACCAAAACACUAACAUCAAUUGACUGUUAUAAAAUCAAAACAAACAUCAAUUGACUGUUGUAAAAACGAAGUUCUCAUUACAAUACACAUCUUUCAGCUAAAUAUACAUACCUCACUAACAAGUUUUCUAAAACCACUAGUAACAUUAUACAUACCUCACU